AAUCAGUGUGUGGUAAACACGAGCGGAGACUUUGAAUGGGUCCGAAAUCCAAUCAAUCAACUUUUACACGCGAUCGCAAUACAUGCAGCGCUAAGCCUAUGAUCUGCACUGGGAACCGUACGUUGUUCAGAUAUAUCAUCUUAAAAUCAAGGAAAAUGAGGUGACAUCUUUGGAAUUUUAGAUCUGGCAUAAUGACAUAGACUAUGGAGAAACCAAAGGCAACUAUCGGCCCUUUCAGGGCUACGAAAUUGUGGAAUUCCAUCGUGAGCGACUUCCGAGCCGGCAUCCCUCUCAAAAGGCAUCGAUGGCGGAUGCGUUACUAUGACAACUGCUUCACCUCGACCGAGGCUGCUGAUUGGCUUCAUGAUUACCUUUGUAACAGUGAGAACUUUGGCCCCUGGGUCAUGAGAACACAGGUCAUUCUUCUCCUCGACAAGUUUGUGCAAAGUAAAAUUAUCGAAGAGGUGAAAGCCUCGAAAGGAGACGGAACCGAGAAAGCAUCGUUUGAAGACAAUGGACACCUAUACAAAUUCUUGCCAGUAUCCCCCAUGAAGAAGCUGCGUUCAGCCCUUGCAAGUCGCAGCAGCAUCCAGAGCCUGAGCCCCAGUCCAAAGCCAAGGAAAACGGUGCCCAGGACCGGCGGAGCAACCACUGCCGCCAAUCCUGCACCUCGAAGACUCACUAUGAGAGAUACAAACAUUGAUCCAAAUGCUAGGCCGACUGGUAGGCCGAAUGGUCGAGGCUGGGCAGAUGGACAUUCCACGAGGCCUUUAGCCUUGAGAGACACUAAAGUGAACGUCCAGAUUCAUAAUGAGAAUGUGAACAGGGUCAAGGAGGUUCCGAGGUGUACGUUAGUUGCGCGACCUUUGACCCGAGAGCAAGUAGAAGAGGUUUGGAAAAGUGCAACGCUGAAUAGGCUUCAGAGAUUACUCUGGUUAUCAACACUAGAUGGUUUACUGGAUGACUCGGUCAUUGUCCCCUCUGAUAUCAUUCACAACUGCACCCACAUCAAUAAGAAUGGAGUAGUCCAACUCAUCAACAAAGAGAAUGAUCUACCGCACUGGGUGCUGUCUGCGAUGAGAUGCCUUGCUAAUUGGCCUAACAAAAUUGACUCUGAGCUACCGAGUUAUCCUGGUUUCGAGCGAGAUGUCUUCAAGACCAUCAGUAAUUACUUCCAGAGCCUCCCCGAGCCUCUCAUUACAUACAGCAGAUACGACCUGGUGGCUGAAGCUUUUGUCAGUAUGGAAUGCAGGGAUCGGGGCAUUAUUCCCGGGCAAGAGGGCGUCACUGUCUUUACAGGUGUCCACGGAGGGCUCACUUCGUUUCAGUCCGUGGAGACGCUCAUGUUGAACAUGACCAUGGGAGGGAAGCAUUCAUCGACCAACACGCCGAACAUGGAGAGGAAGAAUCCGCAGGCGAGGAAGAGCCGCGCCGUGCGACGUAGCACCAGCUUUGGACUUGUGGAUGGAAUGCUACGGAAUGAGACACCGCAUCUUCCGCCCAAGCAGAACAAGAGACCCAGGACGGGGUUGAACAAACAGUUUGGCAGCGUUGAUGUUAUUGGAAGUACAUGUAACAAUGAUCUGCCUCAAGGUAAUUUGAAUUAUCACCAUGGUCGGGCUGCGAGGUCGAAUCCGCAGAGGGUCAGUAACAAGGAUGAUGACUAUGGCUUUGCCAACAUGCCACCCGCUCCACCUCCUAGACACCUAGCAGCAGAGGUGAGUUCAGUCAGUGAUCAGUCUCAGUAUGACAAGACACAGUCCAUCUCACCAGACCUUGUACGCAGGAAGUGCAGCUCCCUGACCAACAUCCAAGAUGCUGGGAAGCGUGGGAUCGCCACCCGAUCAAGAACGGGAGGACUCUUCGCCUCCAAGAGGUUCGGCUCCGCCACCGAGCUAUUCAGUAAACUGGUCAAGAAGAAAUCGCCCUCUCAGGCUGGGCUCAACGACGAGGUUAAUCGUCCAGCGGAGAACCCGGCCAAGACAGGCAAAGAUCAUGUGACUAGCAGUCAUCGGAUCAUCUCUCCUGGCCUAGCCCCGCCUCCUUCAUACCCCGUCUACACAUCGUCCCCAAUCGAGCCGGUAAUUACCCAAGGCUUCCACUCCAGCACCCAGAACAUUACCCCCGACACCCAACACCACCCAAACCGCAUCAGUCCUCCAUACCCUGCCCCACUCAGAGCAACUCUAUCUUACUCAGAAAUACCCACCCAUCAAAGUUUGAUGACCCUGCCUACCCAAAGUUCGAUCACCCCUACUGGUAUGCCAUCAGCUAUCAUGGGGUCAGUGUACUCUCGUAGGAGUACAUCGGACAUUCCAACUUCGACCCCUUAUGAGAAUAUAGAGCCGAUAUCUCAUAAAAUCCUCCAGCGACAUGGAAGUGUUGCGAGCAUCUCAAGUCUUUACCUGAGUGAAGACAAGUCCUACUGCCAGGAAGCCCUCAGACUGUGCCUUCUACUGCUUCCUGCGGCCCAACGGAGGGCGCUACACCUCCUACUGAGGCUCAUGAGCAAGAUGGAGCACAACAAGGAACUGUCGCUGUGCACCAACAUGUCUACCAGGGAGCUUCUACUGGAGACGUUCACCCGCUCUAUCCUUUGCUGCGUGGAGGAGGUUGAUCUUGAUGAGUGUCUGGCAAAGAAGAUUGUUGCUUAUCUCCUUGACAACCACACAACACUCUUCAACAUCCCUCAAGAAUUGAGAACAGACAUCGAAGAGAGACUCACCUACCUCAAACGAAGCCAGAUCAAGUACGAGGCCGAUGUUGAGAACAUCCAACCGGCUGGUUUCUGUGCCCAGGUUUCCUUGGAGGAGUAUGAGAAACAGAAGACUGCCAGCUCCCAGCAGGCUAUUGAAGAUCUACUCGAUAACAUCAUCACAGAUAGACAAAUGUCGGCGAAAGACAAGAAGAAGAAACUCAAACUGUUCCAGAAGGCGUAUCCUGACAUCUACCACCGCCGUCUACCAACCAGUGCAAGCGAGGCAGAACUCUUCCCCGCCAAGCCCAAGAUCAAACAACCCAUGCUCAACGUCAAGAGGUCUCUCUCAAGGCUCAAACCAAUCCGAUAAUCUUUACCGUGAAUAUAUGCUUCCUAUUUCAUUUAUCAUCCAAUGCAGCUCGUACCAAGCGGAUGUUUCAUAAAGCUAUUUGUAAGUUAGGAGCGACUUUACGAACGUCUGGUGUUCCUUUCUUGACGUAAACUAGUAUGCGCACCAAAUUUUCGUUAAUGUUGAUUUUUUAGCUCUUAAGAAAGGAUCAACAGUCGUUCGUAAAGUCACUCAUAACUUACAAACAGAUUUUUUUAACACCCACCAGAAUUAAAAAACCUGGGAGGCCGUUUCAUAAAGCUGUUCAUAAGUUAAGAAGGACUGGUGAUCCUUUCUUGUGGUAAAUGGUAUACACCAAAGUGUCGAUGAUUUAGUACGUAACAAAGGAUCAUCAGUCGUUCGUAAAGUCGCUCGUAAGUUACAAACAAUCUUAUGAACCACCCACCAGGAUUAUAAAACCUAGAAGUGUUUCAUAAAGCUCUUUGUAAAUUAUGCACAACUUUGCACGUGACUGGUGAUAAUUUCUCCUUCUUUCAUCUGAUCUAGAUGGAAAAUUCAGUAUUUGUUUUAGUUUAGAUUCUGGUUUAACGAAAUGUCCUCUCGCUUACAUAUUCAAACUUGAUAUUUGGGGUAUCUCAUUUGACUCCAGAAAAGGUCAUCGGUCGUAAAGUCGUCCGAAACUAUAAACAAUUGUGAAACAGUGCCUUAAAGUACACAAAUGUGCUAAUUACUAGUUACAAUAGUCAAGAUUAGAUUAAAUAUAUACUUCUUAAGUCAUUUUCAUAGAAUGAAAUAUGUCAACUUAUAUGUUCACGGGCGAGGGAGGGAUAUCAAAUUUCUUCUGUCAGAAAUCUAAAAUUUCAUUGAAUAUUUUUUUAGAAAGAACGUUGUACCAGAGUUGAAGUUAUUUGAGAAUGAAUUAAUUUGCUCACAUAAUUUUUUUUUUUUUUGCUCACAUGAUUAUUAUUUUUUUUUUUUAAAUCAAGAAUACUGGUUUCAUGGAUACAGCAAAAUUCUAAUUUCUGGUCACUUCAAGUGAUGUCUAUUCUUUGGUCUUAUUUAUGUUUGUUUUCCUGAUCUGUAAUUGAUAAUAUCCAUAUUAAUCUUCUGUUUGAUUAUUCCAACGAAUGGCAUUAUAAUGCUUGAAUAAGUAUUUGUGAAAGUAUAACAAUACUUGUAAUUGAAUGAAGUGAAUUAUCUGUGUAAUCGAUAUUUGUCAAGUCUUCCCUAAAGCAAAUCAUAUGAUUUGCA
Lytechinus pictus (painted urchin) is the source of this 4298-nucleotide messenger RNA. Its product is annotated as DEP domain-containing protein 1B-like. The record is from RefSeq and is a predicted model, not a curated record. Bases 204 to 3068 code for a protein of 954 amino acids. The transcript has 10 exons. Gene Ontology annotation, biological process: intracellular signal transduction. Lineage: Eukaryota; Metazoa; Echinodermata; Echinoidea; Temnopleuroida; Toxopneustidae.